AUGCUUCAAGGGACCUCAUCUCGACUCCGGCCAUAUCUACAGAGAAAAGUGGUUGUGAAAGUUUCACAACUCGGCGACUGCUACAACUCUCUUCCUUUGCACCGUACUAAGACUUUGCAUCUGGUGAGGCAUGCCCAAGGAGUUCACAAUGUUGAAGGAGAAAAGGAUUUCACCGCAUACAAAUCUGAAGAAUUUUUUGAUGCUCAACUUACUCCUCUAGGAUGGGAGCAGGUUGAUAACUUGCAUAAGCAUGUUCAUGAAUGUGGACUUGAUAAGAAGGUUGAAUUAGUCAUCGUGUCUCCGUUACUAAGGACGUUGCAAACAGCUGUUGGAUCAUUUGGGCCCGGAGGAGACGCGGAUGGGACCAAUGUCACGCCACUAAUGGUGGCAAAUGCAAAAUAUAGUAAUCGUUCUGCAAUUUCAAGCAUAACUAGUCCACCGUUUGUAGCAGUGGAGCUUUGCCGAGAACAAUUGGGUGUUCACCCAUGUGAUAGGAGGAGAAGUAUAUGGGAAUAUCGGACCAUCUUUCCUGCGAUCGAUUUCUCACUGAUAGAAGAUGAAGAGGAUGUUUUGUGGGAGGCUGAUGUAAGGGAGUCGAGAAAAGCUGUUGCUGCCAGGGGAAUGAAAUUUAUCAAUUGGUUGUGGACUCGUAAAGAAACAGAGAUUGCAGUAGUCACCCAUAGCGCAUUCUUGCUUCAGACCCUCAGUGCAUUUGGAGACGACUGCCACCCGACAGUGCAGAAAGAAAUCCACAAUUGCUUUGCUAACUGCGAGCUACGUUCUGUGGUGAUAGUUGAUAAUGGUUUGAUAGGGUCGGAUACUUCAGUUACCAACUAUCCUGGAAAGAUUCCUAGCGGACUCGAUCUUCCUAGUGCUGCUGCAACCAACAAGCACCCAGAAAAAUGAGCACCAAAUUCCUAGAUUGUUUAUCUUGAUUUGAACUUCCAUAAUAUUGUAAAAUAUUUCUCCUGAAGCGGGCUAUUUUCGACAAGCCUAGAUUGAUGAAGCCGUUUACGCUUCAUAAUAUCUUUCUUUUGUUACUAUCUGAACAAUACACGAUCCAAGUGAUGUAUGAUCAACUGAAAUUAGAUUACAAGGUCUAACACACACUCGCACACCAUUGUCGGUUGAAUGAAAUUACAGUUACUAUCUA
This is a messenger RNA of Papaver somniferum (opium poppy), 1153 nucleotides long. Its product is annotated as phosphoglycerate mutase-like protein 1. Gene Ontology annotation, molecular function: phosphatase activity. Gene Ontology annotation, cellular component: cytoplasm. The coding region runs from base 1 to 906 and encodes 301 amino acids. The transcript is spliced from 10 exons. The record is from RefSeq and is a predicted model, not a curated record. Lineage: Eukaryota; Viridiplantae; Streptophyta; Magnoliopsida; Ranunculales; Papaveraceae.